CGCUCUGUUUCUUCAUCCGCCAUUGAAAAGGUCGAGGCCCCAUGAAUCGGGUUCUCUCUAUCUUCUUUUCCUCCGAGUAAUGCUACGGUUAACUGACGACCUCGGAACCUCGACGAGCCUCGAGACUCAAAGCUUGAAGCGACCGAGGAUAAAGCCUUGGCAUCUGUUGAGCAGAUGAAACCCAAUUUAGUGGGUAAGAUGCGCUUUGGUCCCCAACAUUAGUGGCAAGUUCUGUUGUUUCCUCCAAUCCUGAAAUAGAUCCUUUCAAAGUGCAGUGAAAUAUGAAUGGGACAGUCCUCGCCCCUUCAACUAUGACGGUCACAGAGAGCCUCAAAUUUUGGCUGGAUGGUCCAUUGUGCUUGACGGUGAGUGUGGUUGGCAUUUGGACCAACAUUGCGGCUUUAAUGCUCCUGGCUCGACAACGAAUCCAAAGAAUUUUCCAUCUGUUAAUGAUGUUCCUCUGCUUGUGGGACUUCUUGUACCUGGUGUUCUCCAUCAUUUGUUUCUCGCUACCGACCUUGAGCCCUCAUUUCAAGGACAAGAUCUUCAUCUACGCGGUUCCAUAUGUUCUGCCACUCGCUCAAAUCUGUUGGUUUGGAUCUUGUUACAGUACCGUGGCACUCACAGUUGAAAGGUACAUUGCCGUGUGCAUUCCAUUCUUCCGACUAAGACAUAAUAUCAAAUUGAGGAUGUACGUCUUGCCGAUUUUGAUUGUGGCUCCACUCUAUAAUUUGCCCAGAUUCUUCGAGUUUAGAACUAUUACAAGAGUCGUAUCCAGUUGUCAGUCAAACUUGGCCUCCAAUUCGUCUAUGUCUAAUUCAGAUGACAAUAAUGGCAUCAACAUCAGUGACACUGUAAAUUCUUCCCAUAUCUGCCUCUCCAAUGAACCAGAAACUGAAGGCGAAGAGGAACAAGGAGAGAAAACAAUCCAACUCAUUGUGACAACCCUACGUAAAAAUCCCCACUACAUAACAAUAUAUGUGAAUAUCGCCAACAUGGUAGUCAACCUGUUCCUACCCACGCUGAUCCUUAUCUAUCUGAAUACACUUAUUUAUCGGGCUUUGGAGCGAAAUAAGACGGUUGGCGUUCAAUUACGACGAAACGGUGGAUCCAAGGACUCAUUGAGGAAACGAGAUGUCCGUCUGACACGGAUUGCCAUCGCCAUUGUGUGCGUUUUCUUAAUGUGCCAUUUACCGCGCUUUCUCAUGAACGUCAUGGAACUCAUUUUCGAGUCAUUGCCCCAGUAUUUGGACGCGUAUGUCAGCUUCAAUAAUUUGCUUCAAACGCUGAACUGUUCCGUCAACUACAUGAUUUAUUACGGUCAUUGUUCCAGGCGCAAAGAUCAAAGAGGCAAAUUGGAAUUAGAGUCUCGCUCGGUGGGACAUCCGCAAUCGAUUUCGGCUCGCCAAUGCUCGCCCGUCAACGGGGAUCAAAUCAAAGUGGUGAGAAGUGGAAGAGGAUCGAGUCCAUCGCCCAAACCUGUUCCGGUGUGAAUUCACAUUACAUCUUCCAAAUGGAGAAAGAAGGAGAGAAUAAUCUUGUGAUGGAUGACGAACUUCAGAUGGUUUCGAGCUUGAUAAUAGUCUACAACUACUACUACUACUACUACUACUACUACUUACACCCUCGUCUCGUAACUGUGGGAGAUCAUAAAUGUCAGAGAGUGGCGCAUAAAUUUGGCUUCUUGUCGACUUUUCAGAGACGAGCAAAAAGCGUUAGAGAGAUGAAUCAUUGAGUUUCAAAAUAUAUGUAAGAAGCAUUCUAUUUCUUGUAUGGAUAGAUUUUGUUAAACUAAACCUUUCGUUGGCUUCCGCAAUAAAUAGGAGGUUUCACUGCAAUUGGCUUACCGAGGGAAAUCAUCACUUUUAUCGUGAAUGCUUGGUUUGCUGCUCGCUCACUUUGCUCUAUAGCCCUCGAGACAUUGUUAUUUAUUCAUGUUUUUGCAAGAAAAUACAUCCAAUGGGAAGAAAGUUUGGAAUUAUUUUCACUAGCAGGGGGGCAAGGGCAGGGGGUGGGGUGGAUGCGGACCAAAAGGAAAAAGGGCGUUUUACACAAAAUACUGAUUUUACUGUAGCAGAUAUAGAUGUAUAGUACUUAGCAGGGAGAUGAGAUAUUCGAGAGGAAAAGGAAGAAAGACAAAGAGACAGGGAAAUUCUCAGUGAA
This is a messenger RNA of Tigriopus californicus, 2163 nucleotides long. Its product is annotated as FMRFamide receptor-like. Lineage: Eukaryota; Metazoa; Arthropoda; Copepoda; Harpacticoida; Harpacticidae. Gene Ontology annotation, molecular function: G protein-coupled receptor activity. The transcript is spliced from 6 exons. Gene Ontology annotation, biological process: G protein-coupled receptor signaling pathway. The record is from RefSeq and is a predicted model, not a curated record. The coding region runs from base 282 to 1493 and encodes 403 amino acids. Gene Ontology annotation, cellular component: membrane.